AUGAAUGUACACCGAUCCCCUACUGGAAGUGACACUAUUUCGGCACGAUGUGGUUCUUACCCAGAUCUAGCAAGCAAAAUCAUGUGUCAAGAUAAAACUGAGUCAUCACAGAUAACUUUCCGCAAUAAACGAAAAUUAGAAAAUGAAAACGAUGAUUUAAAGAAUGAAUUUGCAGAAAUGAGAAAACAAAUGACGUCAAUGCAAAACCAAAUGAGUGAAAUGAUGACAUAUCUAACAACAACCACUAAUAUGCAAGUCGAAAAUUUCAAAAAAAUCAACGAGGAUGUCUCGACUAUAAAACAACAAAUAAGCGAUAUUAAAUUAACCACUGAAAUAUUAACUGAAGAACAAACAAAACUAAAAAUUGAAGUGGAAAAUCUAAAAAAAUAG
Messenger RNA from Parnassius apollo (apollo), 390 nucleotides. NCBI's taxonomy places the organism in Eukaryota, Metazoa, Arthropoda, Insecta, Lepidoptera, Papilionidae. The record is from the annotation of a GenBank genome assembly.